AUAAUAAUCCAAAUUAUUCAAAUAAUUGAUCACAAUAAUAAAAUUGAUGACUGAAUAAUUCUUAUAAAAAUUAAUCUAUUGCUUUCAUUUAUUUUUUCACUGUNGAAUUCACUACAACUCUUGAUUAAGCCCCUAAUGAUGAAUCAUUUGGUUUGAGAGAUUUAUACAUCUUCUAUGCAGCAUGUGCUAACAAUUGUGCUGAAUGUACAGGACCUAAAGAAUCAGAUUGCAAAAGUAAUUAAUAUUUAUAAUAUUAUAGAAUGUGCUAAUAACUGGGCUUUAGUUGGAGGCAAAUGCUAAGCUUUACCUAACUUUAUUUUAUUAGAAUAAUCUUUCUUGGAAGAUAAAUUCACAGGAAUCAAUGGUUGGGUUCUUACUAAUAAUAAAGCAGGAAGAUAAAUCAAUGAAUGCAGUGGU
Messenger RNA from Paramecium sonneborni, 417 nucleotides. The record is from the annotation of a GenBank genome assembly. Lineage: Eukaryota; Ciliophora; Oligohymenophorea; Peniculida; Parameciidae.